AUGGGAACGGAGGCGGCGCCGUUAGGCAAGCGGGCCAAGCGGCGGCCUGCGGCGACGCUCUCUAUCGACGCCGGCGAGCCGCCGGAGAAGAGGAUGGAGAGGCUGAUAGAGGAGAGUCCGGUUGUGAUAUUUAGCCGGAGCUCGUGCUGCAUGUGCCACGUCAUGAAGAGGCUGCUCGCCUCCGUUGGGGUCCACCCCACCGUGAUCGAGUUGGAUGAAGAGGAGGAGCCGGCGGCGGCUCCGGUGGCGAUGAUGCCGGCGAUGUUCAUCGGCGGGGAGGCGAUAGGAGGGAUAGAGGGGCUUAUGGCUCUGCAUCUUAGUGGGCGGCUUGUUCCUAGGCUUCGGGAGGUGGGUGCGCUUUGUGGAUGAAGGUGUAAUGAUGGUCAAGGGUGUAAAAAUAUGCUUUGCUUGGUAGUGGGGGGAGUGGGGGUGGUUUGUAAAUAAAAUUAUAUGAUGUAAAAUUAAGAAAAAAAAAGGAAUGGUAUUACGUAAGACCACAAUAAUUGCAUGUUUUUUGACUUUUUUUCUCAACCGGUUUGCUGCAGUGGACCGGCCGGUUUUGGUUUGCUAGGCAAUAUAUCUAGGGUCUCUUCA
Phalaenopsis equestris is the source of this 594-nucleotide messenger RNA. RefSeq names its product glutaredoxin-C7-like. Lineage: Eukaryota; Viridiplantae; Streptophyta; Magnoliopsida; Asparagales; Orchidaceae. The record is from RefSeq and is a predicted model, not a curated record. Bases 1 to 369 code for a protein of 122 amino acids. The transcript has a single exon.